AUGGCUAAUGAAACUCCAAGGCCAAUGAAAAAAUUCAAUCGUAAUAUAUUUCAUAAAGUUGGUAAAAAAUUAGAAAAAUUGGAGCAAAGUCUUGUUGUAACUCCAAAUUUAUCUUCUCGCUCGCAAUUAUCAUUAAAUGAUUUAUCUUCAAAUUAUCCUUCGCAAGAUUCAGAACAUAAUGAAGGACGAGAUGAUAAUGUAUCAAUACUAUCUGUUCCUCAUACUCAUAAAACAUCAGCACAAGCAAUGUUUCCUCAUCAACAUUCUGAUCCAAUGAGUCGCUCACAUUCUGCUGCUGUAUUACAUGAUGAAAAUUUUAAUGGUCAAUGGCAAACAGAUAGAAGACAACAUUUCAAACCAAUUAUCAAAGAUCGAACUACAAAAUAUGAUCAAGAAAUGCAAGUGGUUUGCAAAGAUAUGAUGGAAAAUAGAACUGUCAAUUUAUAUAAUUAUCGAGAUUAUGAUAGAAAAGUAUCGUUAUUACGUAUUGCUGUUUCAUUUAAUGCACCAAAAGUUACCGUGCCGGUAAUACUAUUUCUUGAAAAUACAUUAUCAAAAUCUAUAUUUUAUGAACUAAUCAAACAACAUCCAUCAGCAGUUAGAAAUUAUCUUAAUAUGGCUAAAUUAUACCUUGAAAAUGAUUCCUAUAUAUCAAUGCUUAAACAAUUUGGUAAAAAUGAAGAAGUCGGCAUAAUACGUAUUCGACAAGCAAGUGAAAUAAAUGAUAUAAAUAGUAAAAUGACUUUAUUAGAUCAAGCAGCAAUUGAAAUUAACUCACAUCCUUGGUGGCAUUUACAAAUCGCUGAAUAUCAACAUUUACUUCAUAAACAACGAGAGUUACAAAGAUCUAUAUUAUCUUCACAACCAAAUAUUAAUGUUGAAAAUCGAACUGUACUUGAUACAUAUAAAUCACUGUUUGAUAUAGAAUUUCGACGACAAAAAUUUAAUCGAAAUAUAGAUAAAAAUACUGUCGACUAUAGUAAAGAAAUCGAAAGAACUUUUCAUAUGUCUCCAGAAAUGAUCCUAUGUGGUAAACUAUCCGUAAUAAUGCAAUGUGGUUUACGAAUGCAUUAUGACGAUUUUAUUCAUUGUGCAACGCAUCAGAGUAUUUUUGGUAAGAAAUAUACCAUAGCACCAGAAAAUUUUGCUGAUAUGGUCUACAAUUGGAUAAAAUUUAGUGGUGAAGGACAAGAAAAAGCAAGUGAACAGACAACAAGGUUUCUUAAUAUGAUACAAGAUCCCGGACGACGAAUUCAUUAUGCAGAGAGAUUUCAAAAUUAUGAUGUUGCCAUGGAUACUAUUGCUUUUGUUCUUCGUGAUCGAGUACAAUUGGAAAAUUUACGUAAACGUAUACCGCGUGAUCAUCCAUCAUUUAAUCGAGCUACGGCAUUAUUAGACAAUACAAAAUGGCGAAAUUAA
Molecule: messenger RNA, 1419 nt
Organism: Rotaria sordida
Lineage: Eukaryota; Metazoa; Rotifera; Eurotatoria; Philodinida; Philodinidae
Source: the annotation of a GenBank genome assembly